CAAUUGCCAAUGCCAGAUGCCCCAAAGGGAGGGAACACAACAGUGGAUGUGACUCUAGAUCCAGACACAGCUCAUCCCAAACUCGUCCUGUCUGCAUAUGGGAAAUGUGUGAGACUUGGAGACGUGUACCAGGCUCUGCCCGACACCCCGGAGAGAUUUGAUCAUUGUGCCUGUGUCCUAGGUGCCGAGGGAUUCGCCAGCGGGAGGCGUUACUGGCAGGUGGAGGUGGGGGACAAGCCUGAGUGGGACCUAGGCAUUUGCAGGGAGUCUUUGAAAAGGAAGGGAAAGAUCACCCUCUCCCCUGGGAACGGAUGCUGGGUUGUUUUACUCAGGUAUGGGAAAUACAUGGCUGCCACCUCCCCACCAACCUCCCUCCCCGUGAGCGCCAGGCUCUGGCGGGUGGGGAUUUUCCUGGACUACGAGGCGGGUGAGGUUUCGUUUUACAAUGUGACUGACGGGUCCCAUCUCUUCACGUUCACCGACACCUUCUCCGGGACGCUCCGCCCGUAUUUCAGUCCUUGUCCCAACAGGAAUGCAGAUCCCCUCAUUAUCUGCCCGGUCCCAGUGUAGCCUGGAGAGUCUCUGUCCCUGACAGUGACCCCAGUGGCACAGACUAGCCCCUCCCUGCUCUGACCAGCCCACAGACCUGUUCCCAUGGGGAUGGUUUAAAAGGCAUCACCUGCCUGCCCCACCCUCCCCAUCUCCAUUCCCAGGAGCAGGCCUGUGGCCUAAGGAAAAGAUGCCUGAGAGGGGGAACCACGUUAAUCUGUAUC
This is a messenger RNA of Pelodiscus sinensis (Chinese soft-shelled turtle), 773 nucleotides long. NCBI's taxonomy places the organism in Eukaryota, Metazoa, Chordata, Testudines, Trionychidae. The record is from RefSeq and is a predicted model, not a curated record.